Molecule: messenger RNA, 2735 nt
Organism: Drosophila eugracilis
Lineage: Eukaryota; Metazoa; Arthropoda; Insecta; Diptera; Drosophilidae
Gene: Eip63F-1
Product: calcium-binding protein E63-1
Exons: 7
Coding region: 384-965 (193 amino acids)
Molecular function (GO): enzyme regulator activity; calcium ion binding
Source: RefSeq, a predicted model, not a curated record
UCAAUAUUGUUUGGGAUUCCGUGGCGAGACGAUCGUCGAAAAGGUCGCGCGCGCUGUUGAAAUAAAUUCAAGCGAUUCACAAAGAAAUAUAUUAUUAGGAAAUAAAAAAAAAAACAUACACACCAUUAAUAAUCCCCCUAAAAUUUAAGAUCUAAAUACAAAGACAAAAGGAAAUAAAAAAACACACACUAAACACAUUUUAUUGGUGAAUAAUUAUACUGUGGACAGUGUCAAGAGUGCUAACACAUUUAAUACACAUUCAAGUGCUAGUAAAUAAAGCUGAAACUAGGCCAACACAAAGGCGGAAAGUUGAUUUAAAACAAAAUAUUACUCAUACGCAACCGGCACCUCAUUCAUUCCCAUCUCAGUUAUCAGCUUUUUGAAUGAGCCCAAUGAGCGGACUGCGUCAACAGCUGAAGAUGCUGGGAACAGCUUUGCUGGGCAAACGGGCCACCAAGUCUGUCAAAAAGAAACCGUUUACGGAGGUAGAAAUCAAAGAUCUACGCACAGCAUUCGAUCUACUAGACAGAAAUCGGGACGGUCGCGUCACCGCCAACGAGCUGCAGUUUAUGCUAAAGAACCUGGGCAUAAACGUGAGUGACGAACUCAUACACGAUCUCAUACGUGAGGCGAGCCACUCAGGCAAUGGCUUAAUCAACGAGGCCGAGUUCCUGCAGUGGGUGGGCAGGAUCCAGGCGCUGCGGGACGACCAGCAGUCACAUGAGGACAGCAAGGACAGCAAGCCGGUGGACGAGGCCGAUGAUGUCACCGAGGACUUGAUAGCAGCAUUUAGAGUAUUCGAUCGGGAUGGUAAUGGGUUUAUAACGCGCGACGAGCUGCAGACCGCCAUGGAGAUGAUUGGGGAGCCCUUGAAUGAGCAGCAGCUGGAGCAGCUGCUGGUCAUCGCGGACUUGGAUCAGGACGGGCGCAUCAAUUACGAGGAAUUUACGAGACUUUUGCUCUAAGCAGUUUUACGCCCGAAAAGGUGGCAUGGUCAACCCCGUAACCCCGAAAAUUUCGAGUGGAAUGCACCCCGAGUUACCCCUUCAGCAUAAUUGUUAAGCUAUUAAGAAUACUAUAUACUCAGACAAGCAGAAAAUAAUAAUGCAACAAAAUGUGCAGAACGUAAUUGUUUGAAAUUUUAUACAAAAAAAAAAAAAAUAAAACUUAUUUAUACAAGGGUUUGAAAAAAGUGCAAGGCAGGCCACACACACACCCAUAAUGUUUUAGUUUCAUCACCCACAUAUACACACACACAAAACAUAUACAUAUGUAAAUUAGUUUCGAAGUUUUGUCGAUUGUAAAAAGUGAAUUAUUCAUUUUCUCUAUGAAUUAAGUUAAAUCAGCAUGUGGAAAAAUUGAAAUGGAAAAGUUAGGACUAUUUUUUGUAGACGUUUCGCGUCGAAAAUGAUUUAAAUCACACAGAGACACAGACACACACACACACACACACACAAAAACAUUUAACAUAUAAAAUGCAUAUUCGGAUAAGUCUGAGCGCGUGAGUGAUAUUGUGUUUAGGGUGCUGCGAAAACAAAGAGCAGGCAAACGGAGAAAUUACAAAUGAAAAUUACAAUAAAAAUAUAUAUCCAAAUUCAGAGAAGGCCAGCAAGUGGAUUCAUAUAUUUGUAUUUUAUUGUAGUUAUGCUGCUUUCAAUGUAUGCGUGUUUCAAAUACCCCAAAAACAAACAAAAAUUGUUUCAAAUUUGUUAGACUAAGGAAAUAAAUGUUAACAAUUUAUAUAAGAAAAGAGAAGAUUUAAUUUUAGUUGGGAAAUAACUUGGUAGAGCUGUAAAAACAUCGAAAAUUUCAAUAUUAAUAUUGAUUAUAAAAACUAAAAGAAUUGCAAAACAUCUUUAAAGAAUUAUCGAUGCUUUAACAGCUGUACUAAUUAGGCUUAAAAACCAGAAGAAUUAUAUUAAAUGUUAAUGAAAACAUAAUUUACCAAUAACCAACAACCCGAAUAGAACAUUUCAGAGUUCUAAGAAGACAUAGUUCAAAGUCUAGUAAUUUACAAUUUUAUUCAUUUCUUUUCGUUCGUUUUAAAAUUUAUUUUCGAAAUUCAAGUCCAUUGCAUAUUGCCGUCCCAUAGAUAAUUCACAAAGAAAUACAAAAUAAUUUUGUACAACUAUUUAAAUUCAUCGAUUUAAGGCAUUGCGGUUUCAAACAAUAAGUUUUUAUUGAUUUGGUAUGCCCUUUUUUGAUACAAAAAAAUUUAGAGAAGUCAAAAUAAUGAACAGAGAAUUAAAUUAAAUCAAGAAUAUAUUUAACAAAAGUGCUCUUUUGAAAAAUCAGUGAAACGAGAAUUCAAAUAUAUAUUUACAUUUAAAAACACUAUAUGGAUAAAGUUGGGUAAAGCAAAUAUAAAUCAGGUCAAAGGUACAAAUAGCAAAAUGGACAAACGCAAGGCAAGCAAAACAAGGAAACCACAACUUUUGUAUGGUAUUUACAACAGGACUGCAAAGGGCAAAGCAAAUUUAAACCUAAUCAAAAAUGUACUUCAAUUCAAGUAGUUUUUUAUGACUUCUAAAUGUGCUUAACAACUAUAUGCAGGACUAUAUACCUACCCAACAAUAUACUACUUAUAUACACUAUUACUGUUUAAACAUUAUGUAUGCGUACUUAAAGUGGUAGACAUUUGGUUUAGGUAUAUUAAUAAUUUCAUAAUUUAUAAUUGCGAUUGCAAGUCGGAUAACGAGAUGUGACAUAAUAAAUAACGAUACACCAACGCUCAA